CCAGAGAGAGGGUGAAGAGAAAGCAAGCUAAAAAUCGAACUGACAAGGCUAUGCAUGGGUCACAAAGCCCAGAAGUUGUCUGCUUUUGUCACAAAGUUGCAAAAUGUUUGGCUCAACUAGUACAAAAACUGGCCAUGCAUCUACACCUGGUCACGACAAGGAAAUCCGAAACCCCUGCUCAAAUCCAACUCCUAGAACAAUACAGUUCUUUGUUACCGAUGCAUCCACUUGCAACAAGUAUACUACAAGAAAAAUUUCCGCGAUGAGUGACUCCUCUAUGUUGACCUCUAUGUACAAAUCCGGUUCAACAUCAUCCUCUUCGUCCUCAAGUAGCAGAGCGGGUGGAAAGAUGUUGAAGAGACUAGCAGCUGCUUUCCUGUGUGCAACACCAUUGCAGGUUGCCGGCUUAGAAGCACACUCACAACAGCAUCAGAAAGCGACAAUUGAAGCUGGUACUCUUGUUCAACGUGGUCUUUGGAGUUCUUAAGAAUUAUAUAGAUACAUAGUUCUAGUUGUUCCUCUUUGGUCAAAAAUCAUGUCUUCAGCAAAUAAGAAAAUGAAAAUCUAAUUUUUAUUGAACAACUUUCAUGUUCAACCUCAUCAGUUGUGUCCAUGAUGAUCAUCACCUUGACAAUUGAUUAUGAUUUUGAUAUUCUACCAUCUUCCUCUCUAUCAGAUGGAUCGACGAAGCAUCACCGUGAAGUUGCAAGCGAAGGACGAGGGUCUAUGAUGAGGCACGAGCGCUUGCCUGCGUCGUCGGAAGGUUUAAUCUUUGUCUUGUUUUUGUAGUAGUUCACACAAUUUUUGCUUAACAGGGUAAUCAUGUAGAAGAAGAAGAAGUUUCGUCUUGUCAAUGAUCUUGCACAAUAACCAAAGACGCAAUGAUCAUGAAUCGAUGAUCGCAUCACAAUCAGGUCUCGUCCAGAAACGCGCUGUCCACAAGCAUGGUAAAAGACCGUAUACUGAUUCGCUUGUAGCUGUAAAUUAUGGUCGUGCUGGCGCUCUAGUUCUCUUCAAUACUAUGAUCAUCUUCUCGCCGAGUCAUGCAGCUAUCGGCUUCGGCAACCUAGGUUAAUCCUAACAAUUUCCGGUAGUACAUCAAAUCAGUGGUAUAUUUUUAAUAAAUUUAUAUUAUUCGCAACUUCGUUGUUCUUGUACAUAUUUAUUGUACAAAUUAUAUUGACCCUGGUCUAUCUCUAAUCCUGAAGAGACGACUCAGACGCUGAUCCGCCCUCGACCACUGCUGAGCCCUCGACCACUGCUGAGCCCUCGACCACUGCUGAGCCCUCGACCACUGCUGAGCCCUCGACCACAGACGCACCAGCAGAUAAUACCACGACCGACGCACCAGCAGAUGAAGAUACCACCACUCCCGCACCAUCUAAUAGCAGUGAUGAUCUACCCAAGAUUGCAGAAGAGAUUGAAGAAGGUACUUAAAGACAUGAAGAUAUUCUGGUGGUGCGUCAUCUUCUAGUCCAUAUCCUAUUCUUAGAAGACUUGUACAUAUCAUGACUAUACUAGACCACUACAUAUCAUGAUUCUGGUGAUUUCGCCGCGUCCUUCAGUUUCCAACGGCAACGGAACAGUGGUUGUGAUUAUCAUUGUGGCCGCCAUUUUGCUGGUAGGCGUAGGUGCAGGCAUUGCGGUGAUGAAAACCACUGAGCCAGCAGAUGGCGACGACGGUGAAGGCGAAGGAGGUGAAGGUUAUGACCCGUCUCGAUGUGACAAUGGUACCUGAAGAAAUUGGAUUCAUUAUAAUAUAAUAAGAUGAACCUAGGACUUUCUAAGACCAAUAUUUCAAUGGAGUGAGAAUGUAGUGAGGACUUCCGUCAAGUCUCUGAGGCGGCGAGCGUCAACUUCGUGGUGUUGUUGCAGUACCUUCUAAGUCAUCAUAAUAAAAAUAAUCAGAUGUCACCUCAUCUUAAUGUGCUAGCACAAGACAUUUAAUCUACUCGAACCGCGUGUGUGGUGGACCCUUAACCUUAGCCUUUAUAACUUUAACAUAAUCCUGCUAAACCACCCUAGACGACCCUAACCUCACGCUCACCAUAGCUAGGACUAGUAGUGGUACAAGACUAGAUUCAUAGUUCUUUGGUUACCAGGUUAGUCUGGGGUCCACCUAUAGCACCACAGAUGGACGUAUGUGACUACAAGUUACAUUCUUCACACUCAUCACAUGUUGCAUACUUCUCCAUGGACAGGACUUUCUUGCUCUAACACAAAGCGGAGUACGGUGAGGGCGAGGCUGAGGGAGGAGAAUAUGCCGAAGGUGAGGAGGCGUAUGGUGAGGGUGAAGGAUAUUAGAAUCUAGAACUAGAUCUAGAAGUAGGAGGAAAAAUAGAAGGAAUAAGUACUUAGAAGGACUAUAAUUCAUAUUAAGUAGAACGAAAAGCAUUUUUUGGUGGAAGGGUCGGUGCUGGUAAUAUUGUUGUAGGAGAAGACUUUCUUGUUGAUACAGAUGACUGUGACAGAAAACUCGAAGCAGGAGAAGGAGGAGCAUAGGAAUGAACUUCACCGACCAUUUCGUCUAGGAGAAGUGUUCUUGAAAUAGUUACAUGUUACAGAAUGUGGUGGUAGAAGAAGAGGAGGUAUACUAUUUUUACGUCGUGCUCGUGUCGCUAUCCUCGAAAAUCGUUAGGACUAAACGCAGAUAGAGAUACGAUACCAUCAAAUAUCUAUAGCGAAAAUGAACAAUUGAAUAUUUAUCAGCUUCUACUGGCUCUCGACGCGGAUCUACUCGCUGUUAUAGAUAAAGUUUUGAUCGUGAUAAUGCCCUUUUUCAAUACCUACUCAUCAAUGUUUCAGAAAAGUUCGAUUGUCUACAACUAGUAGAAGUCGUGUGCUACUAGUACUACAACUUAUUUUUACAGCAAGAAUGUAAUGGCCAGUCUUAAAAAAGUAGAGUGCUCAAUCAUUUUUCUCAUCGUUCACAUUCACAACACUCAUCAGGUUGAAAUACUUCGUCUAGAAGUAGCUGUUCCAAGAAAUUGAAUUCAAGUUUCGAAUGUCCUAAAUCAUUACAGAAUACAGUCAUUUCAGUUUCUUUUGGUGAACUUCUUUCCUCGCGUUCGUUGUAGUAACUAGACAACUUAGAUAGUCAAAGUCAAUAUAAUGAGUAGUUGCAACAACAACACCGAUUCUAUUAGAAUCAAAUGUCGUAGAAGUUUUUCUUUUUUGAUCGACAAGCACAGGAAACGUCAGCUAUUUCACUACAAAAUCGUUCGAACGAAAUAAUGAACACGCUAAUGCAUCAAUCACAGUUUCUAUCUACUUACUUUUCUUGUCCCAUAA
This is a messenger RNA of Amoebophrya sp. A25, 3291 nucleotides long. The record is from the annotation of a GenBank genome assembly. NCBI's taxonomy places the organism in Eukaryota, Dinophyceae, Syndiniales, Amoebophryaceae.